AUGGUUAUAAAUUACAAGCUGAAUAAAAAAAUGCAGAAACCUAACAAAAGAACAAAUUAUAAAAAUUUACCAGCUUUAUUGGACGAGCCGUCCCUGAAAAAAAUUAAAAACGCAUCAAAAAAUCAAAAUGACGAUUUAAGAAAAACACAGGCUGAAAAUAUACGUGCUGUGAUAGUCAAUGUCGAUCAAAUAGUUUCAGCAUCUCAAGUAAACAAGCAGGUUACGACAAAAAAUAAAAAAUCCUUAAAGAAGACAAAAAUCAAUAAAGGCCAAGUAUGUUCCCCAUUUCAAAACAAAAAGCCAUCUGAAACAAAAAAAAAAUCUCCAAAGAAAACGCACACAAAAACAGAUACGAAAGAAAAUUCUCUGAUAUUGCAAACGGAAAAUGAUCAUAGCGAUAAUGAGUUUAUGACAGAAAAAAUAAUAUCCAAAGUAAAUAAAACAAAUGGUGAUAAUGAUAAUAAUAAUAAUAAUAAUAUUAAAACAAUGGCAAAAGAAGCACUAGAAGCCAUUGAAAAAGUUAUUGUUUUCAGCAGUAAAAUUAUUACGACUCCUAAAGAACGUUCCGUUUUAGAUUUAAUCAAAACUCGUAUAAGAGAUAUUGGAGAAGCAAAUGAAAAAAAUUGA
Cotesia congregata is the source of this 627-nucleotide messenger RNA. NCBI's taxonomy places the organism in Eukaryota, Metazoa, Arthropoda, Insecta, Hymenoptera, Braconidae. The record is from the annotation of a GenBank genome assembly.